AAACAAGAAGAUGCAAACGAAAUGCAGCUUUACAAAUCCGUCCACGUGGCAUAACGUGUUUUUAUUACGUGUUUUAAUACUUGUCAAUUUUACCUAAGCAGCUUAAAGACAAACACUAGAGAAUAAACACAAUUACAUUGGUUGAGUAUUGUAUUCACUUUUGCUGCAGAAAUAAACACUAGAAAACCCACUGAUGAAUGGAGAACAUAUAGAGUGUGCCAGCCAGGCAAUCACCCAGCUCAAUCUAAGCACUGAUUCCGGUUUCUAUACGGAUUGGAAGUACGAGUACCAGCUGGACACGGAGCAAGCUAUCUUGAACACCCACCCAACGGAUACCAUCAUGCCGUCAGUAACGCGAAUGAUCUCUAGUUUAUGCGCACUCUACAAACUACCACACAACAUUGAAUUUUCUUCCAUCGAUACGUUGGAACGUUUGUUAUCCAAGAUCAUGGACAAUAUGGCCGGAACUGCUGCGAAGUGCUUCAUCCAACAAAUGCCACUGUAUGUUUUCACUGUACUAAACCUCGUUAGCAAGUUUUUUGAUGCUCACAUCAAACUCGAUCGUCUUCGUAUGAAGCAGAUGUUCGAAAAAUUCUCACCGCAGCUGCUCUGGUCGGAGGACGGAAUGUUGGAGUUAGAGUUCGAAGUGCUAAAAACUCUAAACUACAAGAUCAGCCAUUCACUUCUUCUGGGCGCGGUUGAACGAUUUUCGAAGGAAUUCUUAUUAACACUCGGAGUGGCCCGGAAGGAGUAUGUUGGCGCCAUAGGGGUCAAACUGCUGCGGGUCGUUUAUGCGCAAAAGUAUCACAUCUAUGACAGUUUGAAACCGAACAUGAAAUGUGAAGACAUGUUCGUGCGAUUCAAGUCCAACAAGUUAAUUUUAGCAGCUGCCACAGUAACCGCAAUUUUGACGUUUUGUGGCACUAAUCAGAAGCGAGUAGUUGAUCAAAUCGUCGAGCAGCUGUCAAAUGAAUGCUUUGUGGAACCGAACAAUAUCAUGUACUUACGAGACGCUAUUCUCAACGUGUUCAAUUAACCUUCCUGGCUGUUCUGGUUGACUGGCGUUUAGUGAACAAGCAGCUCAGUAGCUUACCAGAGGCUUACAAGCGCGAAGCUCUUUUUCCUACAUGAAAUAGCAAAUUUGAAACUAGGCUUAGCAAUAAUGAACCUUUAAGCUGUCCAUUCUUUAAGUACUGCUGUAUGAUUCUGAACAAAUAUAAUUUGUAAGUCGUGAGAGCCAGUUUUUUUGGUUUUAAAACACAUUGGAAAAUUGAUCGUAUAUUCGUUCUACGAGUUCAACACUUAGUUUAUCGAUCAAUACAACUAAUAGUUUCUAAUGCUGGAAUAAAUGCGCAGAAACUGAGAUAAAUACAGACACGAUUGCCUUACGAAAUUGACAGUUUAAUGUUUAUGCAUCGCGCAGCGUGUUGAAGUAAUACACGAAUAACAUAUAAAACUGCGCAGCAUCAAUCUUCUGAUUUCGCUGACAUCCAAAGAAAUGGGCGGCAACGAAAUCAGCUCUUAUUAUAGC
Messenger RNA from Malaya genurostris, 1531 nucleotides. RefSeq lists its product as uncharacterized. The record is from RefSeq and is a predicted model, not a curated record. The coding region runs from base 194 to 1036 and encodes 280 amino acids. The transcript is spliced from 3 exons. Lineage: Eukaryota; Metazoa; Arthropoda; Insecta; Diptera; Culicidae.